AUGGAUGCCGAAGAGUUCAAACGCAAGGCUACCACUUUGAAGAGGAAAUUAGUAGAUAGUUUCAAGGAAGUUCAAGUAAUAAAUGAAAAGGGCAGAGCAGCACUCAACAAUAAGGACCAACAUAAUUCCUUCAAGGGCAUGUUUAAGGUUCUUGAGAAAUAUUAUUCAAGAUUUGAAAAUAUUUGGGAUGAGCUCACAGACCUGUAUGAAACUGAGAAGUCUACUGGGAAACAAACCUUUCCUCAAGAAGAUGACCUAACAAUGCAAACUAAAGCUAAACGUUACUACUAUGAAGCACACACUUCACAUGAAACUAUUCUCUCAGAGGUUAGCACUACUUCAUCAAGGCAGAGUAUGGGACUUAAUGAAUCUUUGUCACCAGAAGCCAGAAGCAAUAAACAUUUGCCUCGCAUCAAUCUUCCACACUUCAAUGGCCAGAUUACGAAUUGGCCCAAGUUUCGAGAUGCCUUCACUUCCAUUAUCCAUAAUGAUGCCUUGUUAUCAAAAAUGGAGAAAUUUCACUAUCUCGUCUCUUCUUUAGGGGGAACUGCCUCUGCAGUGAUAAGACAUCUUCCUUUGGUUGACGAUAACUAUGAUAUUGCCUGGAAGGCUUUAAAUGAAACUUUCAAUAACAAGCGAAUGCUUGCUUCAAAUUACCUCAAUCAAUUGAUGGCAUUCAAACCACAACAGGGGAAGACAACUGUAGAUUCACUUCAGUCAUUCCUUUCUCAAAUUUCAGAUAAUAUUGCUGCAUUUAAACUUUUGAAAAUACCUGACGAAGGUGACUUCAUUCUGUUUCAUAUAGCAGUUAGGCUGUUGGAUCAUACAACUCGAGAGCAAUUUGAGUUGCAGCAUAAAGGAAAAGAUUUUCCUGUUUUCAAUGAUUUGACUAAAUUUCUCCGUGAACGCUCUCUAGCUCUUCAGUUGGCUGGAGGAAACACACAACAAUUGGAGAUAAGGCCAUCCACUUCUGGGAAGAAUAGUGGGAGCUUCAAACCAUCAAAUAGUCGUAACUUGAAGACUUCACUCAUAUCCAGCUCUUUGCCUAAAUCCUCGGCUAACUCCGACAGCAAUGAUGUAUGCUUCAUAUGCCAAAGGGGGUCUCAUGCUCUAUUCAAAUGCAAUAAAUUUGCUGAUGCAUCAGUUGAUGAUAGACAUAAAAUGUUGAAGUCUUGGCGUGGAUGUAGAAACUGCCUGUCAUACUAUCACUCAACCAAUAGAUGCAAUUCUAAAUGGUCUUGCAAGGUCUGCAAGAAGAGGCAUAAUUCACUUUUGCAUCUACCCGUUCCUGAUAGCAAUACAUCCUCUUUGGAACAUGAAGAUACAACCGCAAUCAAGGCUCAUGUUGUGAAUCCACCAGAUUCUUCAUUAACAGCAACCCUGCCUGAACAAAGUCAAGUCUUGUUGGGUACAGUUGUUGCUGAAAUUCAGGAUGUUCAUGGCAACUUCACUCAAGUGAGACUCGUAGUGGACUCAGGUAGUCAGCACUCAUUCAUCACAAAGAAAUGUGCAAAUAAACUUGGCUUGAUAAUUAAAUCAUUCCCUCACAAAAUCAGUGCUAUUGGCCAGACAGUUUUUAAUGGCACUAAGGGCAAAGUACGCUGUCACCUUAAACCACGCAACUUGCAGUCACCUAUUGUUGAAACUGAAGCAAUAGUCGUAAAUAACAUUACAUCUCACUUACCUAAUUUUGUCAUGCCCUCCAAUAUUUGGAAAAAUUACGCUACCUUUGACUUAGCUGACCCUAAGUUUUGGCAACCAGGUCCUGUGGAUUUUCUGCUGGGAUCAGAUUUGUUCUCAGAUAUUUGGGAUGGAUCCACCGUGACAGUACAAGACAACCAGCCAAGGCUCUUUUCUUCUAUAUUUGGUUAUAUAGUCAUAGGACGAGUUUCUGGAACUUGUUUAUUAUCUAUUGAUGGUAACAACUCCUUCUUCACUGUUAACAACGAAGCUAAAGACUUGAGACAACAGAUCCAACGCUUUUGGGAACUUGAAGAGCCCCAUACUGACAUUUGUUUCACAAACCCUGAAGACGAAGCAUGUGAAGCUCAUUUCAAGAACACCCACUUCAGGAUGGACGAUGGUCAAUAUGUUGUACGCCUACCUUUCAAGACGCCUAGUCCACAAUUAGGAAAUUUUGAAGGAACAUCACUGAAGAGAUUCUACAAUCUUGAAGGAAAACUUAUUAAAGACAAGAAUUUGAUGUCAGAGUACUAUGAUUUCAUGAAAGACUAUCAAGAUCUGGGUCACAUGAAUGUCACAACUUCCCCUUCAAAGUAUGUCAUUCCUCACCACUGUGUGGUAAAAGAGGAUAGAGGCAAAACAAAAUUACGUGUUGUCUUUGACGCUUCUGCUCAGUCAUCGCCCUUUCCUUCUUUGAACAGCCAACUCAUGGUGGGUGCAAAGCUGCAACAAGACAUUAGGGACAUUCUUCUGAGAUUUCGUUUGCACCCAGUUGUCUUCGUGGCUGAUAUUGUCAAAAUGUAUCGGCAAAUUUUGGUUGACCCGCAGGACAGGUCCUACCAACACAUUUAUUGGAGAUUUAAUCCAGCAGACCCAAUAAAAAAGUAUGAAUUGUGCACUGUCACAUAUGGAUUGACUUCUGCACCCUUUCUAGCACUUAGAGUUAUGAAGCAACUCGCUUUAGACGAAGGCGAGAACCAUCCAAGAGCUGCUCAAGCUAUAUCGCAGGAUAUGUAUGUGGAUGAUAUAGUGACUGGCACAUCUUCACUGAAUGAAGCUUUGAAGCUUCAACAAGAAACUAUCCAAUUAUUAGAAAAAGGACACUUUUCACUAAGUAAAUGGGCAAGUAACCAAGAAGAACUUUUAAAAGUGGCCAAUUCAGGACAACAAGCAGACUCAGUCAACUUCUCUUCAAACGAAGACUCUAGUGUGAAGAUAUUAGGUCUUCAUUGGGAUCCAACAAAUGAUGUCUUCAUUUUUAAGCUUCAGGACUUCUCUCCAGCAUCUACCAAGCGAUCUAUCCUAUCUACUGUUGCUAAAAUAUAUGACCCUUUAGGAUUCCUGGCACCAGUCACAUUUUUAGCCAAAGGGAUCAUGCAGGAGUUAUGGAAGCUUGGCUUGAAUUGGGAUGAAGAAAUACCCUUUCAUCUUAAAUCAGUUUGGGAAGAGUUCAUCAAACAGCUUAGGAAUUUGUCAGACCUCACCAUACCAAGACUAGUUGUACCCAACAAACCCCUUUCUUAUCAACUAGUGGGAUUUUCAGACGCAUCAGCACAAGGAUACUGUGCUACACUGUAUCUCAGAGUCGUCAGUGAGGACCAAAUAUCCACACACCUUCUCGUCGCUAAAACUAAAUUAGCACCAAUCAAAACUGUCUCUAUACCCCGUCUUGAAUUGUGUGGGGCACAUCUUUUAGCUAGACUUCAUUCUUCAGUAUCCAAGAUGUUUUCUCUAAAUACUGCAAUCAAGUUUGAAGAUCCAGUCUUCUUUACCGAUGCAUCAAUUGUAUUGAGUUGGCUCCAUAUGCCACUAUACAAGCUCAAGGUUUUCAUCUCAAAUAGAGUGUCACAAAUUACAGAGCUCACAUCGUUGUCAUGUUGGCGACAUGUACGUACAAGUGAAAAUCCAAGUGAUUGUGGAUCAAGAGGAUUGUCUGUCGAAAAGCUCAAGAACAACAGUUUAUGGUGGCAUGGUCCCCAAUGGCUAUGUCAACAUGCAGAAGAAUGGCCGAAAUCAAAUGUGGACCUGACAUUACAAACUGAACUCCCAGACCUGAAGAUUGAACACACUACAUUGAUGUCUACUGACUCAGAACCUCUCAUCAUAACCUUCAUCUCAUCACAAUCAUCAUAUUACAAGAUCUUGACAGCAAUUGCUUGGUGGAAAAGAUUUAUAACUAAUGCAAUGGCAAAAAUAAAUUCUGGUCAAAUUCGCAUCGGUCCACUACACCCUUCUGAAAUGAGGGAAGCUUUAAUUUAUGUAGUGAAUAAGCUUCAGUCACACUACAUAUUUCAAGACGACACUUGCAACAAGGAAGAAAUAGCCAAUUCCAAGUUUUCCAACCUCUCUCCAUUCUUCGAUGAAAAUGGCACCCUUAGAGUUGGCGGAAGACUAAACAGAGCUUCACUCCCUUCCAAUCAACGACAUCCUAUUCUGCUGCCAAAGUGUCACUUCACUACUUUGCUUGUGGACUAUUAUCAUAAGCUGUAUUUACACCCAGGACCUGGUCUCUUGCAAGCAUUAAUUCAGCUUCGAUUCUGGAUACCUGCAUUACGAAGUCUCGUUCGUCAUCGCACAUUCAAGUGUUUGACUUGCUACAAAGACAAGGCAAAGAACCUCACACCCAGAAUGGCUGAUCUUCCUCCAUCAAGAGUAAAUCCGAGUAGAGCCUUUCUUCAUGUAGGUAUUGAUUUUGCUGGUCCAUUCCCCAUGAGAGAAUCUCAACGAAGGAAAGCGGCAGUCACUAAAGCCUACCUUUGUGUCUUUGUAUGUAUGGCUACCAAAGCCGUUCAUUUGGAAAUCGUCAGUGCGCUGAGUACAGAUGCAUUUCUGGCUGCUCUCAAUAGAUUUAUUGGUCGCAGGGGACUCCCCGAACAGUGUUACUCAGACUGUGGCACAAAUUUUCAGGGAGCUGCUAACAAGUUGAGAGAGUUUGGGUCUUGGUAUCGCCAACAGUCAACUCAAGAGGACAUACUUCAUCAAGCAACCAAAUUGGAAAUAAAGUGGAACUUUAAUCCUCCUUCAGCACCCCACUUCGGAGGUCUCUGGGAAGCUGCCGUGAAGUCAGCGAAGACACUUCUCCGAAGAGUGGCAGGUGACACACCACUCACAUAUGAGGAGCUCACAACUUGGUUUAUCAGAAUUGGAGCUGUUUUAAACUCCAGACCUUUAUGUCCGUUGUCUUCAUCUCCUGAAGAAACUGAGUUCCUAUCACCUGGCCAUUUUUUGAUUGGGACAUCACUCCUUGCCACCCCUGAACCGUCACUUUUAGAUACUAAAGUAUCAUCUUUAUCUCGUUGGCAAUUGCUGCUAAGAAUGACUCAACACUUCUGGCAAAGAUGGAGGGUUGAAUACCUUACGUUCCUACAAAAGAGGAACAAAUGGACCAAGAACUAUGAGAAUGCAAAAGUAGGCGAUCUUGUCUUGCUAAAAGAGCCAAAUGCCCCUGUUCUUCAAUGGCCUUUGGCGAGAAUUACACACGUGCACCCAGGUGAAGACGGUAUUGUCAGAGUUUUGACAGUAAAGUGUGGACGUUCUGAGUUGAGAAGACCUGCAGUCAAAGUUGUUCCUCUUCUUCCCCUCCAUACCAGUCACUUUGAUUAA
Molecule: messenger RNA, 5286 nt
Organism: Macrosteles quadrilineatus (aster leafhopper)
Lineage: Eukaryota; Metazoa; Arthropoda; Insecta; Hemiptera; Cicadellidae
Exons: 1
Coding region: 1-5286 (1761 amino acids)
Biological process (GO): DNA integration
Molecular function (GO): nucleic acid binding
Source: RefSeq, a predicted model, not a curated record